Molecule: messenger RNA, 573 nt
Organism: Penicillium roqueforti
Lineage: Eukaryota; Fungi; Ascomycota; Eurotiomycetes; Eurotiales; Aspergillaceae
Exons: 1
Coding region: 1-573 (190 amino acids)
Biological process (GO): carbohydrate metabolic process
Molecular function (GO): carbohydrate binding; catalytic activity
Source: RefSeq, a predicted model, not a curated record
AUGGACCGAUCAAACAAGCCCUCCGCAAUUGGAGUGGGAGCUUCCCUUCCCCAGCCCACCCUCUCUGUCAAGGACAAUGUCGUCGACGCUUCGUUGCCCACCGGCCAGUCAGAGACCGUGCACCUAUACGGCGCUACUGUGACCUCGUGGAAGACCGGCGGCCAGGAGCAGCUGUUCGUCAGUGAGGCGGCUCAUCUGGAUGGCUCCAAGUCUAUCCGGGGUGGUAUUUCGGUGGUGUUCCCACCGCGCCAUGCAAUGUCUGGAGAGGGUCAUAGUUUACCAUUUUAUGGUCCUAACCUGGAUGCGAGAAAUCGACAGCCGUUUUCAGUUCCCUUGAGUCCUAGGGUUGACCCUUCUGUGCCAUACUCCCAAUCUACAUUUUCGCCAGAGCAGGUCGUUCAGCUUCUCACAAUCCAGCAACAAAACGAACUGGUUCUUUCCCAGACCCUAAUGAGCGUAGGCAACCCUGCAUUUUCACAGGAGUGUGCCUGCGAUUUGUCCGUCGACUCUACGUUCUGCCAAACAGCUUUGAGGUGUAGGAAGUCUUCUUCUUCCAUCGCGGAGCUAGAUUGA